GAGGGGAAAUCAUAACAGAACUAGCAAACAAACUCGGUCACUCCUCACAAUCUGAUUUGUUUAUUCUCAAAAAUAAUGUCGCAAUCAAUGAAUCCUCCUCAACGUCAAUCCCUUCUCCUUCAUUCCCCCAAAACCUUCCAAAACUACACGGUCAACGUUCCGAUUAAUCAAAUCGAUUUGAGUCUCAAUUCCUCUGCUCUUCAAUUUCAAUUCCGAUCUGAUGGUACCACAAUUAGGGUUAGGGUUCUUGGUUUUGUUCCUGGUUUGUUAUACGACUGAGUCUCGAUGCAACAAGGGAUGCGAUCUGGCUUUGGCUUCAUACUAUGUUUGGUCCGAAUCAAACCUCACAUUCAUCGUUGAUGUUAUGCAAUCGCAGAUUAUGCCGGAAAAUAACUUCGAUGUUGUACUUAGUUACAACAAGCAGAUUCCGAAUAAGGACAGUGUCCAAUCUGAUAUCAGAAUCAACGUUCCGUUUCCUUGCGACUGUAUCAACGGCGCUUUCCUCGGCCACGUGUUCGAGUACACAACCAUAACCGGAGACACAUACGACAAGAUUGCGAAUCCGUAUUACGCGAACCUGACGACAAUCCCGUGGCUGCUGCCUUUCAACAAUUAUAGCGAGAACAGGAUACCUUCCAAUGUGCCGAUCAAUGUGACGGUGAACUGCUCGUGCGGGAAUAGUGAGAUUUCCAAGGAUUACGGGUUAUUUGUUACUUACCCGCUCCGGCCUGGAGACACGUUGGAGUCUGUGGCUGCAGCGGCUAAUGUAAGUAGGGAUUUGGUGCAGAGAUACAACGACGGAAUCAAUUUUAGCCAAGGGAGUGGUUUGGUGUAUAUUCCAGGCAGAGAUCAAGAUAAUAGCUAUCGGCCCUUAAAGAAUACAGGAGUAGCGGGUGGGGUAAUUGCUGGCAUAUCUGUUGCAGCAGUGGCUGGAGUGCUCUUAGUGUCACUUUGUGUGUAUUUUGGAUUUUACAGAAAGAAGAAGGUGAAGGAGGCAGCAUUGCUGUCAACACGUUCUCAGGAUCUAUUGGCUCCUGCGGGAAUCGCUUCUGGAAGUAACUCCAAUACACAUGUUUCCUCAAGUGGUCCAGUUGGUGGUUUAUCUCCUGGUCUUGCUGGCAUAACUGUGGACAAAUCUGUGGAAUUCUCAUAUGAAGAACUUGCUACUGCUACUGAUAACUUCAGUCUGGCUAAAAAGAUUGGUGAAGGUGGCUUUGGGUCUGUUUAUUAUGCAAAACUGAGAGGCGAGAAAGCUGCAAUCAAGAAGAUGGACAUGCAAGCAUCACGAGAAUUUCUUGCUGAAUUAAAAGUCUUAACUCAUGUUCAUCACCUAAACCUGGUACGCUUGAUUGGAUACUGUGUCGAAGGUUCUCUUUUCCUGGUAUAUGAAUUCAUUGAGAAUGGUAACUUAUGCGAGCAUUUGCGCGGCUCAGAUAGGAACCCACUGCCGUGGUCUACUAGGGUGCAGAUUGCCCUUGAUUCAGCGAGAGGUCUUGAAUAUAUACAUGAGCAUACUGUUCCUGUUUACAUUCAUCGUGACAUUAAAUCUCCAAAUAUAUUGAUAGACCAGAAUUUCCAUGGGAAGGUUGCAGAUUUUGGAUUAGCUAAACUAACAGAGGUUGGCAGCGGAUCGCUCCCAACACGACUCGUGGGCACAUUUGGAUACAUGCCACCUGAAUAUGCUCAAUACGGAGAUGUUUCGCCCAAAGUGGAUGUAUAUGCUUUCGGAGUCGUCCUUUAUGAACUUAUUUCUGCUAAGGAAGCCGUGGUCAAGGCAAAUGGUUCUCUUGCCGAGUCAAAGGGCCUCGUUGCUUUGUUUGAGGACGCUCUCAACCAGCCUGAUCCUAAGGAAGAUCUUUGCAAAUUAGUUGACCCCAGGCUUGGAGAUGGCUACCCACUCGACUCUGUCGUCAAGAUGGCGCAGCUUGCCAAGGCAUGCACACAAGAGAACCCUCAGUUACGUCCAAGCAUGAGAUCCAUUGUUGUCGCCUUGAUGACUCUUUCAUCCUCCACAGAAGAUUGGGAUGUUGGUUCCUUCUAUGAAAAUCAAGCUCUUGUUGGUCUGAUGUCAGGAAGGUAGAGAUGGUAAGCUCUGUUGGCGUGCAACUAUUCAUUUCCACUCAGGUAAUCUGUAUGUAAAUGCAGUUGAAUUUUUUUUCUUCCUUUUGUUUUAUUAUCGUGUGAAAGUGAAUGCAAGUUAUGCUAUUCAUUUCGAUCCUUCACACGAAAUAGUUAAGAGUUUGUAAAUUAAAUUAUACAUUUCAAUGGUUCUGCUGUUCUGAUCAGAACCAUCCAAGCCUUAAUCCCAAUCCCAAACUUCAAAGUGAAAUGACAUUUUGGAAAUCACACGUAAA
Molecule: messenger RNA, 2354 nt
Organism: Tripterygium wilfordii
Lineage: Eukaryota; Viridiplantae; Streptophyta; Magnoliopsida; Celastrales; Celastraceae
Product: lysM domain receptor-like kinase 3
Exons: 12
Coding region: 221-2080 (619 amino acids)
Biological process (GO): protein phosphorylation; innate immune response
Molecular function (GO): transmembrane receptor protein kinase activity; ATP binding
Source: RefSeq, a predicted model, not a curated record